UGGGGGAAAAUGAGUAAUUCAAAGCAGCCUGCUUCUAAACGCUGCAAGAGAAAUAAACGUAAAAGCUAGCCUUUGUCUCUGGAGACGCUGUGGAAAUGAUCCUAACUUUUGGUGUCACGGAGCAGAGUCUGGGGAAGCAGAACUCGGAAUCUGCUGGCAAGGAAAAGAACUAGGGGAAAAAAGAUAGGGAGGGGCAGACCGGAGGGGGAGGGAUAAAAAGAGAGAGAAGGAAAGACAAGCGUCACUUAGGUGGAGAGGUAGCCUGAAAGAAGAGAGACCUCCAGGAUUCAAAACCAAACCUACAGUGGAGUCUUUGUGUACUUUUUUCUUUUCCCUCUAGGAGAUCCCUGUCUGACCUGUCAUUUUCCUGACCACAUUGCUAUGACAGGCUCGCUCUUUCUCAGAAGUUAAAGGAAGACCCGCAGCUGUGGCUGAUUCUUCCCCUCCUCCGAGCCCAGUGGUUUCCCUGGUAAUGGACAACCUCCUUCCAAGCUUCAUCUAGCUUUUUUUGCUCAAAUGCCAAGGGAAUGCAACCGAUUUGAAAAAAGUGAAGUUGAUUUGCACAUGCAUUGAUCCAUCAGGAAGGGAAGUGCUUCUCCUUCCUUCCACAGGCAGGGCUCAUGCUGAUUCAGUGAGGUGAUACUAUUUCCUGUCUUCUCCACAGCUUCUACCCUGGGGAGACUCUGGAGCUCUAGUCUGUAAACCUAGCUAGGAAGAACCGCUGUAAAAAUGACUGAAGAGCCUGUAAAAGAGAGCCCGGGAGUCCCAAAGUCUCCCACGCCAGCGCCGAUGGAGAAAAACCCCAAGAGCGAAGUGGUGGUCACCACAGUCCCCCUGGUCAGUGAGGUCCAGCUGAUGGCUGCGACAGGGGGUGCUGAGCUCUCCUGCUACCGCUGCAUCAUCCCCUUCGCCGUGGUGGUCUUCAUCACAGGGAUAGUGGUCACCGCCGUGGCUUACAGCUUCAAUUCCCACGGCUCCAUUAUCUCCAUCUUGGGCCUGGUUCUUCUCUCCUCUGGACUUUUCCUGUUAGCUUCCAGCGCCUUGUGCUGGAAGGUGAGACAAAGGAGAAAGAAAGCCAAGCGACGGGAGAGUCAGACAGCUCUGGUGGCCAAUCAAAGAAGCUUGUUUGCUUAAGACUGAAUGAGACCAAAUGGGAAAUGCGGAAGGAAAACCUGCUGUGACUCAGUCAGCCCAUUCAUCCAGGACCGGCCGGGGAGGGGAUGAUCUGGCUUUGGAGUAGACUAGAAAAAUGGGGGUGGGUUGAAGGGGAAGGCUGGAUGUAGUCCUCAUUUGUGAGGAACGACCUGUCUUCUUUAAUGUCUGCUUUGUGAAUGCCUUCUUUAAUGACAAACUUAUUCCUAAGGGCUGUUUACUAAGACAGAAGAAUCAGCUUUCUCUUUAUGUUAUACACUUUGCCGGGGGGCAUAGGACAUACACAGCAUUAGGGCCGUGUUUGGUUCACUUUGGGAAGUAGCCAAGGAGUGAUGAGAAAAUAAUGAGAUAGUCCUGGGACAAGAGAUGCCUGCCUCCAAAAGAAAUAACCUGCGCUCUUUAAGAAGCUGUAUUAUAAAAAUGUUCUGCUGAAGGUCUACAUUGCCUUGGACUUGACAUACUCAUAGGAAAUUCUAGGAUAAUAUGUUUCCAUAUGUUGGUUCGCUGGUGUUUCGUUUUUAUUUCUCACUUUCCGUAACUCAUCACUGGUGGUACUUUACCUUGAAAAAUAAACUAAUAUUUUUUAUAUUGUAA
Molecule: messenger RNA, 1746 nt
Organism: Heterocephalus glaber (naked mole-rat)
Lineage: Eukaryota; Metazoa; Chordata; Mammalia; Rodentia; Bathyergidae
Gene: Tmem100
Product: transmembrane protein 100
Biological process (GO): cellular response to BMP stimulus
Cellular component (GO): plasma membrane
Source: RefSeq, a predicted model, not a curated record